AUGACACAGGAACCUGGAGAUGAUGCUGUUCUGUCAUGUAAUCUUAAGCCAGCUAUCAGUGCUGCUUCAAUGGAGAUCAAGUGGUGGAGUAAGGCUGAUUUGGUCUUCCAUUAUAAGGAUAGACGAAUGAUAGAGAGCUGUGAGGGUCGAGUGGGUCUCUCAUUGGAAGAUCUACACAAUGGAAAUGUGUCUUUGACUCUCAGAGAUGUCAGAACAUCACAGAGGGGCAUCUAUAUUUGUGAAGUCAUCCAUGAACAUCAAGCAAUAAAAGAAUAUAUUUUUCUCCAUAUCAACUCCAAAGACGUUGGUCUGGUGGUUCCUAAUGGCACUAUAUCUGCUGAUCCCGGAGAAGAUGUCGUCCUACCUGUUCAUCUAAUACCUGAAACCAAUGCUGUGUCCAUGGACAUCAGAUGGUUUAGAGGGACAGAGCUCAUUUAUCAGUAUAAUAAGGGGCAGAAAGAAACAUGUAGUUACUAUGAGAACCGAGUGAGUUUGUUCUUCCAGGAGCUGGAGAGAGGAAAUCUUUCAUUGACUUUGAGAAAUGUUCAACCAUCAGAUUCAGGAGACUAUACAUGCACAGUCUUUAAGGAUGGAUGUCAGAAGACAGGAAUAGUUCACCUACAAGUGAGAGGUAAAAUAAAAGAACUGCAUUUGCUACUUUUCUAG
Sinocyclocheilus rhinocerous is the source of this 666-nucleotide messenger RNA. Its product is annotated as butyrophilin subfamily 1 member A1-like. Bases 1 to 666 code for a protein of 221 amino acids. Gene Ontology annotation, biological process: regulation of cytokine production; T cell receptor signaling pathway. NCBI's taxonomy places the organism in Eukaryota, Metazoa, Chordata, Actinopteri, Cypriniformes, Cyprinidae. The record is from RefSeq and is a predicted model, not a curated record. Gene Ontology annotation, cellular component: external side of plasma membrane. The transcript has 3 exons. Gene Ontology annotation, molecular function: signaling receptor binding.